AUGUCGGUCCUGAGUGACGAGGAAUCAGAUGAGGAGCUCUUCCUCAUAGAGACUCGGCCGAAAAUCCAUGCUCUGAACUUGGAGAGCGAAGAUGAGAGAUUCUCCGCAAAGGAUGAUCGGCUAGGUCCGCCGGUCGCUGCGUGGAGGAGUAAUCUGGCAGCUUCCUCUCAGCGCCGGAAUCUCAUUUUCGUGGCCCAUGGUGCCGAUAUCUAUGCCUGGAUACCACAUGGACCUCAUCAAACUUUGGGCACGCAGCCCGCAAUGAUUAUGAACCCUGUUAUGAAGAACCCACGUGCCGCCGGAUAUAUCGACCGAACAGCGCCUCACACUAUCAAUAAUGUCCUGGUGGACGAUCUCGGCAGGGAUGAGGUCUUGCUACUGGCUACGGAUUCUGGGAAUAUAUGUGCCUACCAUGUAGAGGCGAUCUAUUCGGCCAUCAUGCGAUGUACCAGUGCCGGAUAUAAACGACCAUAUUCUGGCUCAGAAGUGAAUCCAUUUUUCGUGGAGAAUGUUGGUAUGAGUGCUUGGGGUCUUGCCAUGCAUAAAUUCGCUCGCCUCAUUGCCGUCAGCGCAAAUACUCGGCAAAUCACCGUAUUCGCCUUUGCUCUGGUAGAUUCCACAUCGAUCAAUAGCGAUGAUAAGUCACAGCCGUCCAUCAACCAAACAACCGAGCAAGUGGACGAUGCUUGGGUGAAAAUUGAGUCCCAAAGGGAUCUUCGAAACCUCCGGAAAUCAAUGCCUGCUAACCAUCGAUCUAAAAACUUGCGGCUUACUUAUAGAGGCCAUUUGGACAACAUUCCCUGCGUGUCAUUCGCGAACUUUGAUCUGGAUGCAAAUGGCGAAUGGAUGGUCAGCACAGAUAUCACCAACCGAGUCAUAGUCUGGCGCAUCUGGGACUUUCUAUCACCAUUUGAGAUCUACUAUCCUGGCCACCCUUACAACAACCCACCUCAAAGGGGCUGGACUGUCCUCCCGCUGGAUCCUCGGACGUUCAAGCAUUGCAAAUUCAGGGAAGAAGCGUGUGGCUGUGAGCCAGCCUCAGAGAUGAUUGACUCACGGACAGUGUUGGAUGUGUCGAGAGCUAUUGAGGAUGUUUACGAUGCGUCUCAAGUUUUUGACCCCGAUUAUCAGCAAAUUCCAGACGCGUCUGACGAGGAAGUUGAUCAUGGCCUUCCUGUGGAAAUUUUCUCAAGCUCCAGGGACGACCAAGCAGUGGAUUUGAAGCAAGAGGAAGGGGGAUACCAAGCCAAGCGAUACAAUACUGGAUCAGAAAACUGCAUCAAAAGCAAGAAGAAGAACGGAUCGCGUCACAGAAUUCCAGAGCAGCCAGCUCUCGCUACCAUGAUUGAUAAGGACAACCAGCACUAUCGGGUGCGACCGGAUUUAUAUCAUGUCUCUGCAUUUGACCAGCAACCUGAUCUGGACGCUUUGAAAGCACGCCCUGUCCAUCCAAAAUCUCCCACUUUCUUUCCCGUCAUCCACUUCUCAGAACACCAUAUCAGCUUGGCUCCAUAUCCCUUGGAUUCCGAAUACCACAUUCUCUGCAAGAAUCCUCUCUUCCAGCGCGUAUUCUUUGAGGUCGAAAUCAGUGCCUACUGCGACCGGUUUAACAUGGUUAAAUACAUUCCUGAUCUGGGAAUUGUGGUGGCUGCGUCUCAGAAAGGUCGUGUGGCCAUCAUCUCUCUCACCUGGCAAGAGAAGAUUGGGUUUGGUUUCCGGCUCGACUGGAUCGUGCCAUUCAAAAGCCAAGAGGCCGGGAAUGUUCGCCCCAAGAUUCCCCUUCUAGGUCUUAUCGUAAGCCCAAUGCCCGGAUAUGAGAAUCCGCCCGACGUCCCCCAUAUUCCGCAAAACAUCGAUCCAAAUGACCAUCUCGCUUUCAAUUAUCGCACCGUCGAUCCUGAAGAAAGUGAUCCAAGCGCAUCCUCCUCUUCAUCCAGUUUCUCCCGUGAUCAAAAUUCCCAGCACACGCACUUUCACAGACCGUCAGACCAGUCUAUCCCAGAUCUGGGAUCUAGUCCUGACCCUGAACAAACAUCCGACUCCGAAGAACCCGGAUCUGAUAAAUCCAUGGAAGACUCGGACAACGACACCCCACAUUCAAAACCCAUUAAUGCCACUCACACGGUAGCCGAGGUUCACGCCCAGGCUUCACGCUCUUUCCGGCCCCAUGAAUGGUGGCACGGUUACCAUCCUUCUCGACACUACCGUCUUCUCUUACUAUUCUACGACCACACCGUGAUGAGCUAUGAGUUCUGGCACGACUGGAAGUAUACAAAUAAAGACCAAAACACCUUCGAGUGA
Penicillium malachiteum is the source of this 2301-nucleotide messenger RNA. RefSeq lists its product as uncharacterized. The coding region runs from base 1 to 2301 and encodes 766 amino acids. Gene Ontology annotation, molecular function: protein binding. The transcript is spliced from 5 exons. The record is from RefSeq and is a predicted model, not a curated record. NCBI's taxonomy places the organism in Eukaryota, Fungi, Ascomycota, Eurotiomycetes, Eurotiales, Aspergillaceae.